Molecule: messenger RNA, 414 nt
Organism: Sparassis crispa
Lineage: Eukaryota; Fungi; Basidiomycota; Agaricomycetes; Polyporales; Sparassidaceae
Exons: 2
Coding region: 1-414 (137 amino acids)
Biological process (GO): positive regulation of protein phosphorylation; rescue of stalled cytosolic ribosome
Cellular component (GO): cytosol; nucleus
Molecular function (GO): ribosome binding; translation regulator activity; protein kinase C binding
Source: RefSeq, a predicted model, not a curated record
AUGGUCUGGGAGCUGUCGAAAUUCGAGCUCAAGACCAACCACUACGGCCACACUGGCUACGUCAACACCGUCUCUGUCUCUCCCGAUGGUUCGCUCGCGGCGUCGGGCAGCAAGGACGGUAUCACGAUGCUGUGGGGCCUCAACGAGGGCAGGCACCCUUACUCCCUCGAGGCUGGCGACAUCGUCAAUGCAGUUGUCUUCUCCCCCGACCGCUACUGGCUGUGCGCAGCAACAGCAACUUGCAUCAAGAUCUUUGACUUGGAGAGCAAGUGCGUCCCUAGACGGCCGGACGCUCUUCGGUGGCUUCACAGCUGGCUUCGUCCGUGUGUGGUCCGUCGUGUCAUAAGUCUCUACACUACCUAUGUACAAAGUGUGAUUUAUGGCGUCGGAUGGCGGUCUGGAGUGCAGGAGUAG